GAAUCUUCUUUUAUUUAUUUAUUUUUAUAUAAAUAUUGCAGGAUUAUGCCCUAAUCCCCAUUUGCAUCAAGUGAUCGAACCAACAAUCCAAUCCAAAUAAUUUAGAAUAAGAAAUUGCGCCUUUCAGAUUCCCUUUUUCCCCCUUUCAACUCACCUCAAAUCCAAUUUUCUCUGCAUUUUCUGUUAUCCCUCAAACGCGAGAGAAACCCUUUCCAAAGAAGUCAAUCACUAUUCCUUGUCUCUUGAUGAAUUGAAGUUUUUUUUUUGUUUUUUGUCUGAGAAACGGUUGCUCUUUUUCCGGGCUCUGAUUGGAAAUGGUUUCCCCGGAAAACACGAAUUGGCUGUACGAUUACGGGUUCGAGGAUAUCGCUGUCCAUGAUGGCAAUUUCGCUGCUCAUAAUUCUGGGUUGUCUUGGCCCAUGCAAGCCUUGAAUGGCUCGUCUAAUGCCAGUGUGGAGAUUGACGGAUCUCUUGGAGAAUCAGAUUUGCAGAAGGAAGCUGGAUCCAAAAAGCGAUGCAGAACUGAACCAUGUGCUCCUUCAAGUUCCAAAGCAUGCAGGGAGAAACAACGAAGGGACAGGCUAAAUGACAAGUUUAUGGAAUUGGGUGCUCUUCUCGAGCCAGGAAGGCCUCCCAAAACAGAUAAAGCUGCUAUUUUGGUUGAUGCUGUCCGUAUGGUAACUCAGCUAAGAGGUGAAGCUCAGAAACUGAAAGACUCAAAUCUGAAUCUCCAGGAGAAGAUCAAGGAGCUGAAAGCUGAAAAGAAUGAGCUUCGUGAUGAGAAGCAAAGGUUAAAGGCUGAGAAGGAGAAGCUGGAGCAGCAGCUAAAGACAAUGAAUACCCCACAACCUGGCUUUUUGCCUCCAGCCAUCCCAGCUGCAUUUGCUACCCAAAACCAAGGUGCAGGCAACAAAUUGGUGCCUAUCAUCAGUUACCCUGGAGUAGCCAUGUGGCAGUUCAUGCCACCAGCAGCCGUUGACACAUCUCAGGACCAUGUGCUGCGCCCACCGGUAGCCUAAGUUGGCAGCUAAAUCCUGUUACGAUGAUGUUGUUCUUAUUAUGAUGCAAUUGUUGAAUUAUGUGUCGCUCCUCUUGCUGUUAGUUGUUUCCCAACUAUAACUUUAAUCUGGUGGAUUGUGGAAACCGUUUGUGAUUGUCGAACUUUAAUCUAGUACUUUAUGCUGCUUGGUACGCUGUAAAUGUCAAUAAAUUUUGUCUGCAUAGUGCUUUCAUAUUUUCCUCUC
Molecule: messenger RNA, 1244 nt
Organism: Sesamum indicum (sesame)
Lineage: Eukaryota; Viridiplantae; Streptophyta; Magnoliopsida; Lamiales; Pedaliaceae
Product: transcription factor ILR3
Biological process (GO): intracellular iron ion homeostasis; regulation of DNA-templated transcription
Molecular function (GO): protein dimerization activity; DNA-binding transcription factor activity
Source: RefSeq, a predicted model, not a curated record